Molecule: messenger RNA, 3387 nt
Organism: Symbiodinium natans
Lineage: Eukaryota; Dinophyceae; Suessiales; Symbiodiniaceae
Source: the annotation of a GenBank genome assembly
AUGGUGUUCUGCAUGACCUCUGCGGACUCGCAGGACCUUUACGAGAACACUGGCCUGCUUGGCGAGUACUUCGCGCCCACAGCUCCCUCGGAGCUCUGUGAUUCUGCGAAUGGAUCCACUCAGGUGCUGACUACCAGGCUCCCGAACAUUGCGAGGCUGGAUUUCGACAGCCGAGAUCGUUUUGAGUUGGACAGAUGUGCAUGGGAGGAGGAGAUGGAGGAGGACCUCGUGUUCUCCUGCCGCGGUCAGGAGGAGCUCCGGAAGAACUUCGCUGCUCGCUACACGGGCUACGUGUAUGUCUACCGUCGAGGCUACUACACCUUCGAGAUCGAGGCUGAUGAUGGCUUCCGGAUGAUUCUGGGCCACGAUGCCUGUCCUGGGCAAGGUUGUGCCACAAGGUACGAUGUUCAAAACUGGGCCAUGCAGCAGAUGAGAAAGAACCGGGUCGAUGAUGGCUCGUAUGGCAACCAAUGUUCAGAGUGCUCCCAAGGAAUAUACUUGAACUGCUUUGUCACUGACUGGGGCUGCGAGCCCUUUAGCUUGUGGCAGUUGGAGGGCGAUGGUGGCCUAUCAGGCACCUGCAACACUGGGACCGUGACCCGAAGCAGCAAGCGAUGGCUAGAAGCUGGCCUGCACCCACUGCGUAUCGAGUACUUUCAACGCGGAGGAGAUGCCAAGCUGUUUUUCAGAUAUUCGGGACCAGACACGAACGACAACAUGAUCAUCGUGCCCAGGGAGAAGCUGGGCUUCCCAAGAUACAUUGGAUUCAUGAAGGAGGUGUUCGAUGUCACCGAGGACGACCCAAUCGUACUGCCACCUGCAGCCAACAUGGGUGCGGGCUACCCAAACGGAAGACUACUCUACCGCACGGAUGAUCAGUUCCAGAGGACUGGCCCUGGAGAAGGGGACUUCAGUGACGAGAUUGAGCUGCUGAACCGACCGAUCUACGUGCGCUGGCAGGGCUACUUUCUCAUCGUCAACGGUGGGGAAUACAUCUUUCGACUCCGUUCGGACGACAGCGGCCGCCUGAGCAUGGGUGGCCGGGGCCUUGGUGGAGAGUCCGUGGUGGUGGUGAACGACGGCCUGCAGGAAGGGGCCUCUGCGAGGGACACCCGGCUCUUCAUGCGGCCCGGCCUGCACCCGGUUCGGGUCGAGUUCUUCUGGAAGCCGGAUGCAAACCCCGUGGUCUCCGUGCCGCGGCCUCCAGGGAUCCAGGUGUUGUACUCCGGCUUUGAUACCGGGGGCUACUACUUCUCGAUGUCGCGGGACAAUGGCGGCCGCCUCACGCAGAACGAGUUCGACUGUGAGCUGAGGCGCUUCAGCUGGGGCAAUGGAAUGUCCGUGUCCCGUGACUGCCAGGGCCGGUGCUUCGCUGGCUCUGAGAACGUGGUCGGGGACCGCGUGUGCGACAACGGCGAGGCAGGGUCCUACAACCUGGCCUGUGAGAACUUCAAGUUCGACAACUACGAUUGUUCUCCAACCUACCCAGUUAAGUUGCAGACCACGCCGCGGCCCAGCAUCACCUGCCUGCAAUCGUGCCAAGCGGGGAACUUCAUGCGGAAGGACUGCUCUGGCUGCACUUCUACCCAUUCGGGUAGUGGAGAUGAGAUCUGUGUGGAGAGCUACGAUGACUAUUGCCCAUCUGGCGUCCAAGAGGAUUGCACCUUCAUCACGUGCUGUGUUGCCGAGGUCAAUGGCUUGAACUAUUGGGGCAAGGACUGCCUAGCCUUCGGCACAUCCACAAAUUGCUCCGGGAAGCUGCGGACCAUCUUGGACCGAAUCCAUCAGACGCCUUUGCUGCUGGAUGCGAGUUCCGUUUACGAUCCGUUGAUACCUAGGCCUCCACCCACUGGGCGUUUAACGUCAGAGUGCUACCAGAGCAACUGCAACCAGAUCACGGAGGCGUACAUCAUCAACCAGUUCACUGGCUUUCAGACCGACCAGCGCGUUUGCCCUGUUGAAGAGUCUCCAGAUCGUGGGUUCGAGUGCUUCAUUGGCCCGUUUGCAGCAGAUGGUGUCACAGAUGUGCUGUCGCAAUGUCAGAGUGGGCGAUUCCAGUGGAACUUCUGUUUGGACCGGAAGACGUUCGACGGCCGCCCGCACACGGCUUGUUGCAGCUUCCUGUACAUGAACGCUCGCGGAGGAAUUGAGUGUCGCAUGAUGGGCGUUGCCCAAGGGACAUGCAGCUCACUGUUGGAGGAGCUGACACGGAGUUUGGGCACCAGCACCUACACGAUGAUCACCAACGGUCAGGUUAUGAAGUCGUGUACCACCGACAACUGCAAUAAUCCAGACGAUGAAAUUGCAGGCUGUCCGUCCAUCAUCGACAGGGAGCCAGCCAUCACGGAGGGGCUUAGGCCAACCCGGGAGCCGACGAGGGAAGAGAUUGCCGAGGGCGCGGUGGAUCGGCCCCCCGAGCCACCUCCUUGGGGCCUCAUCGGAGGCUUGUCUUCCAUCCCCUUCGCUUUGGUCUGCAUCGCCAUGGCACUGAACAAGGCCGGUGUCUUCAAGGAGGCGAUCGAGCCACUCUUCCACACCACCAAGGCCACGGUCGUGGCGGAAGACACCUUCAUCGAGCCGCAGAAGGAUCUCAUGACGAGCGGAACCAAGGGUGUGGACCAGAACCUGACCUACGGUCGGGUCGAGCCUCGCCCUCUGGGGCUGAGGAACAUGCUGGACAACCACAAGGUACUGCCUCUGGCGCUGAAGCAGAAGGCUGAGACGGCUGUGCCGGAGGCAGCAAACGCUGCAUGGGUGGACGCCAUCGUAGCGGAGGCUCAGAUCCAACAAGUGACCCCGGACGAGAUCCAUCCGCUCCCUGAUGUACUGGAGGGCACCACCUACACCGGCGAAGGUGUCAUCUGUUUGCCCGAGGAGCUGGACAUGCCCUUCACGGAGAAGAGGGCCCUGGCCUUGCAGCCGGAGGAUGACUUCCCGCAUCCGAGCAAGAGCCAGAGCCAAGACGACAUGAGCAGCGGGAACCAUCACCAGGCCGUGAGCAUCGGGGGCUCCAGUCGCCUGAACACGUCGCGAACUGGCGCGGGCAGCAGCUAUGCUGUCAGCCGAACCCAUAGCAAAGGUAGGACGGGGUCGAAGCUCACGACGGCUCGGACCGUGACAUCGGGCUUCAACAGUAGCCACACUGACCUGGUGCACGUCACAGAGAGACCCCUCUCCGAAGGAGGCUCUGCUGACGACUCGGUGCUGCAGCAGGAUCAGCUGCCCGCGCCGCCCACCUUGGCGCCAGCAACGGAGAUCGGGCACGUGGAGGGCAGCGUGUCCGGACUUGUUCUGAGCCCCGUGUCUGUUGGGAACUUGCACCGCCCGGCAGCCGCGGCACGAAUGUUGCGGAACCAGUCUACGGGUGUGCCCCGCGUGGCCACCUGA